Molecule: messenger RNA, 2568 nt
Organism: Durio zibethinus
Lineage: Eukaryota; Viridiplantae; Streptophyta; Magnoliopsida; Malvales; Malvaceae
Product: auxin-induced protein 22B-like
Biological process (GO): regulation of DNA-templated transcription
Cellular component (GO): nucleus
Source: RefSeq, a predicted model, not a curated record
CCCCCAACGCGGGGGCAGCUUGCCUCAAAGUUGCAGCUAUUGCUACCGACAACUUAGCUUGCCUUUGUCCAUAAUUCAUGCAUUGAGAAAAUAACAAGGCUUCCUCAUUACUCCUUAAUCCACCGUAGACCACCCUUCUUUUUUAUUAUGAGUUAUGACUUCCAUCUUAUACUAUAAAAUACCUGCUUUUGCAUUCUCAUUUCCAUGACAAACAAGUAAAAUUUUCAUUUCUCUCAAACAUUGUGUAUCCUCGAAGGAACUACAAGAACUUUUCUAAAAUCACAUCUUAGAUAAAAUCAGCUUGCAUUCAUCAUCCUUUCAUAUUGAAGAAGGAACUUUGCUUUUGCUAUACGAGCAGCUUUGGUGUAUCAUUUUGAGAGUGAAGAUCUUUGCAAAAUGGAAGGCAGUGUCGCCUAUGAGAAUGAUCUACACCUCAAGGCAACUGAACUAAGAUUAGGGUUGCCAGGAACAGAUGAAAGAGAGGAACACGCAGUUUCCAAUGUUAGAAACAAUAAACGACCAUUGCAGGAAGGUGGAGCAAAUGGCAAAUCUGAUUCUCAAAACGAAACUGCCCCUCCUGCAAAAGCACAAAUUGUGGGGUGGCCACCGAUCCGGUCCUAUAGAAAGAAUAACUUUCAGUCAAAGAAAAAUGAGUCUGAGGGACCUGGGAUUUAUGUGAAAGUAAGCAUGGAUGGAGCUCCAUACCUAAGAAAGAUUGACCUGAAAGUUUACACUGGGUACCGGGAGCUCCUGCAGGCUUUAGAGAACAUGUUCAAGUUCACCAUAGGUGAGUACUCGGAAAGAGAAGGCUAUAAAGGAUCAGAUUAUGCACCUACUUAUGAAGACAAGGAUGGAGACUGGAUGCUAGUUGGAGAUGUUCCCUGGGAAAUGUUCAUCACAUCAUGCAAGAGACUAAGAAUCAUGAAAGGAUCAGAAGCUAGAGGCUUAGGUUGUGGUGUAUGAGAAAAUUCUUUCUACCUAGUACCAACAACAACACGUAUCUAAAGAAAAAACAGAAGAUCCGUCUCUCUCAUGGAGAGAAAAUCUUUCAGCUUCGGUUCUUGAAGGAGAUUUUUGGAUCUGAUUCCAAGUCUCCUCGAUAGAUUGUCUGGUAAGAAAUUCAAUCGACUGAGAAAGUUUAGAAGGAAUUAAGGAAAACAGAUAAUAUAAAGUGGAGUUACAUUUUCUUUCCUCAGAAACAUUUAUUUGGUGGUUUGAGCAUCUGUAAUGUUACUGUGUUUUGCUAUUAUACCCAUCAAACCAAAACUAGAUAAAAGAAUCUGUUGCUUCAAGUGCAACUUUGUUUAAAAAAAAAAAAAAAGAUUUAAGAAAAUCACAAAAAUGGAUGUGACUAUCCAAGUUUUGGUUAUGUAGUACUAAUACAAACAAAGUUGUAUAUCAGCUACGAGUCUCUGUACAAUUAAACUUGUCUGUGUUUUUGUUGUUCCUGAAAAAAAAAAUUGUUCUUUCCCUUUUCAUUAAUAAAUAGUCAUCAUCUAUUCAUUUUUGUUCAUAUUCCUUAUUCUGAGUUAAAACUACAUAAAAAACAAACAAACAAAGGAAAGAGGGAUUUCAAAACUUGAAUGGAGCCCCCAGCAGAUUAAGGAAUAUUUCCAAAAGUUGCAUAAGAAAAGUGCAGACUAGGGUUAAAAAAUCUACUGUUUAAUCCUAAAAUAGAUUUUGUAACCCUAAAAAAAGACUUAAAAAGGAUUAUUAAAGCUUUAUUGGCAUUCAAGCAUUAACAAGAGAAAGAAUGCAUAUUUGUUUUGACUUGUGAAGUAAUAGUAACUACAUACAUAUAUGAAAUGUAUUUGUCCAGAAUUCAAGCAUCAGAAAAGGGGAUUGUUAUAAAUUAAAUCGUUUCCCAUAUAUAUAUAUAUAUAUAUAUUUUUUUUUUCCUUGCACUAAAUUCACUAUACACCUCAGCUUAAUUUGCAGGACAGGGAAUUCAAAGACACCCAAACUUUAUUUUUAGAGAUUAAAAACUAACACAUACUUGGAUCUUGAUCAUCUGAGAUAUUAAACUAGUUUUACAUCAAGUUCUUAAAUAUAAUCAUCAUAAUAUAUUUUGUUAAACAGUUCAGAGUUCAAAUUCUGAUCAGAUCCCCCAUUUAAUGCUAGCUGAGUGAUUAUUUGAGAAAAAUAUCUAGGGAGCCAUACAAAACAACUCAAAACUUAAGCUACUCAGGGCCUCAAACAAGGUCACAUCUGGGUCUGGAGAAAUAGUACUGGUGUAACUUUUACUUUAGAUCAAUGGAUCUUUCCUCACCAGUACUAUCUUCAUUUAUUUUUAGUUUUUCUGGGAGAAGUUUAAAACUGCAGAUGAAACUGGGAAAGUCAAAUCUGAAGAGUCAGAAGCAUUCAGCAAGCAUUGCCUGUCAACAUUUAAGAAAUAGCCAUGGCGCUACUGCUACAGGGUCUAGUCCCAAAACAAUGCGUUGUUGCAUGACCUUGGGCAAAAAGUCUCAAUUCUAUCUUACCGGCAGAACUGAAAUCAAUCGAUCAAUUACACGCAUAAAAAAUAAUAAUUUAACGUGAUUCGAUUCAAUCAAUUUAAGAUAAAAAAAA